Amphiprion ocellaris (clown anemonefish) is the source of this 6202-nucleotide messenger RNA. RefSeq names its product FHF complex subunit HOOK interacting protein 1A-like. The transcript is spliced from 18 exons. The record is from RefSeq and is a predicted model, not a curated record. Lineage: Eukaryota; Metazoa; Chordata; Actinopteri; Pomacentridae. Bases 312 to 3740 code for a protein of 1142 amino acids.
UAGAGCGUCAGACUGAAGCGGCGCCCAGAGGAAGCAGAAGAGUCCGUGGGCAAAAGAGGAGAACAGCGGGAAUUCUGGGUUCUGUGGAGCUUUUACGGAGUUGCUGAACAGUUCAUGUUCACCUGAGGAACCAGAAGACACACCUGGACCACCUGCUCAGGACGGCCGACGGACAGAAUGCUGCUCCACACUGAACUCCAUCUCUGAGGUUUCCUCCCCAGCAGUGCCUCUGAUGCUGCUCACAGGUCCAUUGAGGCCCUGAGCAGGAACAUGUCGGAACAUCCGUAGCGAUUGCCGGUAACCCGGGCAACAUGAUGGCCUCGGUGGUCGUCAGGGGCAACCGCAGGAAGUCCCUGACGCUGAGGGGAGUCGACCCGGAGACCUGCAUGAUCGUGUUCAAGAACCACUGGGCCCAGGUGGUGAAGAUUCUGGAGAAACAUGAGCCGGGUCGGAGCAGCACCGGAGCCCUCAGCUUCCUCUCAGGUCACAGCAGCUCCGGAGGAUCUCGUCUGGGUCCGAUCCCGGCCGACGAGGCCAGCGCCGUCCAGAACUACGUGGAACACAUGUUGUUCCUGCUGAUGGAGGAGGAGGCGGGUCAAGGAGGAGCCAUGGGUCCCAUCCUGGAGCUGGUGGUUCUGGAGGGGGUGAUGGAGCGUCUGUUCCUGUGGAGCCUGAGGAGGCAGUUCACUGAGGACAUGAAGCUGGAGCAGCUGAGGAUGUACCAGAUGCUGCUGUCUCAGGCCCGACAGCCGCUGCUGCACCACAAACCCGUCCUCCGGCCGCUCAUGAUGCUGCUGGCAUCCUGCGCUGGAGCUGCAACUGACAGUGGAGGUGUGGUGGAGGCGGAGCUCGUCCUCCUGUUGAAUCAGCUCUGCGUCGCUCUGGUCAAAGAUCCUUCAGUGCUUGAACUUUUCUUCCACACCAGUGAAGACCAAGGAGCUGCCAACUUCCUGCUCUUCUCCCUGCUCAUCCCGUAUACUCACAGACAGGGUUCUGUGGGUCAACAGGCCAGAGACGCUCUGCUGCUCAUCAUGUCUUUGUCGGCCUCCGAACCUCGAGUCGCUCAACAUAUCGCCCAGAACACCUACUUCUGUCCUGUUCUGGCCACAGGUCUGUCUGGUCUCUACUCGUCUCUUCCAGCCCGACUGCAGGUCUACAGCGAGGACUGGCACUGUCUGGACCGGGCCGACUGGCAGCAGGUUCCAGCACUUGUCCACUUUCUGCACUCGCUGGAGUUCUGCAGCGCUGUAACCAAGGUGGCUCAUCCGUCCAUCCGCUCACAGCUGCUCAGUUACAUCUACAACGGCUUCCUGGUACCUGUACUUGCUCCAGCUCUGCACAAGCUGACCGUGGAGGAGGUGAUGACCACCACGGCGUACUUGGAUCUGUUCCUUCGCUCCGUCUCUGAACCGGCCCUCCUGCAGACCUUCCUCUCCUUCAUCCUGCUGCACAGACACGACAACGUGCACAUCCUGGACACGCUGGUCAGCAGAGUGAACACGCCUUUCCAGUUAGGGACGGUGUCUCUGGCUCUGUUCAGGACUCUGAUCGGACUCUUCUGUGAGGACGUGAUGCUGCAGCUGGUCUUCAGGUAUCUGCUCCCCUGCAGCCAUCUGAGCAGGAGGCAGCGCUGCUCCCUGCAGCAGACCGACUGCUACUCCUGCAGCGCCUCCUCCCUGCUGCUGCUGCUGCCCUCCUGGUGUCCGCUUCACCUGCACAGCAGCAGCAGCCAAUCAGAGCACGUCCACUGGCCUCGGGCAGCAGAUCUGUCGGUGUCGGACAGCGUCGCCUACUGCCGAGGCUCAGACUUCCUCAUGGAUGUAAACUACCUGCACUACCUGUGGGACGCCCGGCAGGCCAUCAGCACCUCGUACAGGGCGUGUCGGUUCUGGUCAGCUCCAUACGACGGCGUGAAUCCUCCUCCUCAGCAGUAUCGAUCAGACACACCCGGGGGCGACUUGGACGAGGAGGACGAGGAGCUUGUUCAGCGAGUGAAGAGCGACUCCAUCUGCUCUCUGGUUUUAACUCCUCCCCCCUCAGCUGCCUCCCCGACGCCGUCCUCCUCUGAUACCGUCUCCACCGGAAACCAGGCCGGCAGAACCAGCUCUGCUCUGGAGCUGGAGUGGGACGACAUCUUUGCAGAUGAGGAUUCAUCAGCGGUGAUAAACAUGGCGCUGACGAACGGCGGCGUAAACAUGGAGACCGACAGGUUCACCGUUUCUCCUGCUCCUCUGCCGCUGCUUCCUCGACACAUACAGGAAAUGAGACGCAAUGCAACCAGGCUGGUUCACGGCGCCUACGUGGAGGAAUCAGAGUUUCAGGACGACGUUCUCGUCUAUGACCUCAUUGCUCAAAAAGACACCAAGGCGGCUAUUUUGGAGCGGAUCAUGGCGGCAAACCGUCGAACUCGUGGAAGCAUCUCGAAAGGCCAGCGAGCGUCGACGACAACAACAACGUUUCCAUCGACGGGGAGGACGGUGAUGGAAACAGUCAACAGCAUCAUGUCGUCCCGGAGGAGGAGCGAGGACUACGAUCAGGAGGCGAGGAGGAGGAGUGAGGACUGUGGACGGGACACCAGGAGAACCAAGGAGGACGGCGAUCCUGAGGUAAAGAGGACAGAAGGACCAACAGAACCAGCAGCAGAACCAGCAGCAGAACCAGCAGGACGUCAGAACUUCACCAACGGUUUCUAUGUAAAGAAUCACAUCAUUGAUGAAUGUGAUGAUCCUGAUGAAGGAAACAAGACGUUUAAACCAAACUGUACCCUGAGCGACUGUAUUAAUCACAAUCACACAACAGAGCGGCAACAACACAACACACAACACACCUCACAUUUAGCGACCAACACACUGUCCAAUGGCCAUGUUGAAUCUCAGUCAUGUGACCUUACAAUUACCAAUGGCAAGUCUCCCAGUCUGCCUGACAACAGAGUCGCCAAUGGCAGCGACUUCCUGUCCCAGUACCACGAGCUCAUGCUCUCUUUAGGGGUGGAGCCAGACUGUGAUGACAUCACAGAUGACAUCGGCACAUUCAGGAAGCGCGUCCGAGCGCUGCGUCAGAAACUGGUAGAGGACGAGGAGGAGCUGAGUGCCGAGUUUGGUUUCAGCUCGCUGUGGGAAGAUGCAGAGGAGGAAGAGGAGAUGGAGGAGGAAGAGGAGGAGGAGGGGAUGAAGAGCGGCAGCAGGAAACAUGGAGUUCCAUUUACAGGUCCGUUCAUCAGCGUCCUGUUGUCGCGGCUGGAGAACCUUCUGGAGAACUCUAUCGCUGUGAACCUGCUGGUGACGGGAAUUCUGGCCCAGCUGGCUUCGUACCCACAACCUCUGCUCAGAUCCUUCCUGCUCUGCACCGACCAGCACCACCAGCCCAACGUUCGAACCCUGUACCAGGUGCUGGUGUCGGUCCACGCUCAGAUUGAACACUACGUAGCAGCCAGACCAGACCAUCCUGCUCUGCUCACUGAGGCCUGGAGGUUCCUGUUGGCCAAAGACCAGGACGGCAAAUUUAGAGAGAGCCUCCAGUCUCAGGGAGGAGACAUCAUCCUGGAUCCAUCUCUUCCUAACGGAUUGGUGAAGAACGCUCUGGCUCUGCCUCCCCUCAGCAUUCUACCUCCAUGUCCCAGCAUCCCCCCUCAGGCCAAGAGCCGAGUGUUCGCCAUCGUCCUGUUCGCCGAGUUCCUGAAGGAAAUGGCCGCCAUCGCCCAGGAGCACAGCAUCGCCCUCGACUGGUCUGCCAAGGAAUAACAUGAACAUGGCUGUGGUUCAUUUUCCUGUGAAUAAUUUGCUUCAGGAAAACCAUCUUUCUGAAGAAAACCAGCUGAUCAAAGAGAGAGCUGCUAAAAGUCAACGUGGUCUCACUCCAAGCUCAUCACAUAUAGACGCUUCAUCAGGAUCCUGUUGUGUCUUAUUUUAAACCAGUGUGCAGUCUUUUAGCGUCAUAGAACUGGAGUUACAUCCAGGAAAUACUACGACUAUUAGACUGAAAAAAUGACAAAAACGAAACAUUGUUCAAAAUCAUUUUUAGUUUUGUCCAAAAUGACCAAAAAGUCCAAAAAGACUUUUAAAAAUGUCUGAUAGAACUUAAAAUGUGUCAAAAAUGACCAAGAAAGAAAGAAAGGAGGACCUAACAAAUUGAAGAUGGACUGUUUGUGUUUGUUGUGUUUUUAUGGGUCAUGCUAACUUUGCGCCACCCACCUCUGACGAAAACUUUCCCAGAAUGACAAAAUAUGUCCACAGUGACUCUAAACUUGUACAAAAUUACAUAAAACUGUUCAAAAUGAUGAAAAAUAUCCCAACAUUUGUCCAAACUGACUUGAAAUGUAUCCAAAAAUAUAUAUAAACUCCAAAAUUGAUGUAAAAUCUGUGCAAGUGAUUAAAACCUCAUAGAAAAAAUUAUGAGGAAUACAAUAUAUAGUUAGCUAAAAUAUACAAAGUCAGCUAAAAGUAAGCCAACUAUUUUUGUUUUGGCUAAUCAUUGCUUAUUAUUUGCUAACUAUUACUUUUAGGUAAGCAUUUCUUCUGUUUAGCUAAACCCUUCACUUUAGCUAUUACUUUCUGCUAUUUGUACUUUUAGCUAACUAGUUAUUACAUUUAGCUAAUCAUUUCUUUUAGCUAACCAUGACUUUUAGUUAUUUCUUACGUUUAGCUGAAUCAUUCCUUUUAGCUAUUACAUUUUGCUAUUUAUACUUUGCACACUGAAAACUGAUGACACCAAGAAGUCCUGAUGAAGCGUCUGUAGUGGCAGUUAGCAGUGACAACGUGAUGUUAAAAUCUCAGCACAAAAAGGAUAAUUUAAGUUUUUUUUAAACAAUAAAAUGUUGUUUGAUGCAAUCAUUUAAAUGCACAUUCUGUAUAUAUUCCUGGCAGCACUUGAAACUGUUUGUCCACAUGUGAAUAUUUAUAAAAAUGACUUGAAGGAGAUUAUUAUGAAUCAACAUAAAGUUUUCUAUGUAUUUGCUGCAUCCAUGCAGUAGUUUUCUAGAAAGUUUUCUUAGAUUUUUUGCACUGAAUUGUUUAUAUGUAUAAAGCUUGACGUCUGGUUUAAAAUGCAGAGAAUCAGAUUUUAGUUUAACAGACCCUGCUGCUCAGGAUCAGAAAUGUGAUGCAGAAACUAGUCAGAAAUGAAACUAACCUUAAAUACACUGAAGUGACUUUAAAGAUUUCAGAUGAACCAAAAUACUACAGAAAACUGCUGCUUGACUUCAGGUAAAUCAGCCACCAGCUGCCUGAGCGAGUAAAUUAAGUUUUCAAUGAUAUUUGAAAAGAAAAAUGUUGAUGUGGAAAAGCAGUAAAAGUACUUUCAGUUUCGAAUCUCAAAUGUUCUUUUACUACUUAAAGAUCAGCAGCAGUUCCUCUUCCAUCAAGGUGAGAUUUUAAUUUUAAUUCUGUAGAUAUAUUUCUUUGUUCUUACUGAAGGAGGUGAGAAAACUGGAUGGAUUAUUGUCUUUCCCAUUUCAUGGUGUCCUACAGUUCUUUGUUUUGUUUUUUUUGCUUAAAUCACAAAGAAACUUAACUGAUGUGAUUAUUUGUAGCUGAAUAUUUGUGGAUAUCAGCUCUUUGUUUCAUUUGUUAUUUAUGAUUCUUGUUUUAUUUUUGUGUGAAUCUAGAAAAGCUGUUCUGCCUCUGUUUUAACUGUGGAAUUUUUUUUACAGCAUUUUGAAGCAGCUUUUGUUGAGAUUUUAAAGCUGAAAAUCAAACAGUGUCAAACAGAAUAUGAGCUAAAGGUGUUUUUGGAGAAAUGACGAAGCCUUACUUCAACUGACACAGAGACGUUUGUGCAAUAAAAGAUGCAAAAACAGCUGUUUCACAGGCUGGUAGUGAUGCCGGAUUUUCUCUUUUAAAUGUCUGUUCAUGUGUGUUUUAUUGCUCUUAUCGUGAAAUUUUGAUGCUAUUUUGUCUUGCAAAUUCAUCAGAUCUUGUUCACAGAUACAAGCUGACUUCUUCCCUUCACAUCUAGAAGAGGAACCACAUUCUGUCUAGGUGUGAAAAUAUGGUCAGAUUGAAACCAGACCAGCAGCUUUUCCGUAAACUGUGUUUCCAUGAUGGUUUUACAGCACGAAUGGACCCGAUUAGCUCAAACUGGGACUAUUUUAUUCUUUUCUACUGUCUUUCCUCUUUUCUUUUGGAAUAAAUUAUUGCCAAGAUGAUGUGAAAAAAUAUUAAACUGAUGUCAACAGAAGAGAUCAUAAAAUAUGCUGCAGAUUGUU